AAAAAACAGGCAGCACAUUUGUAUCUAUUUCAAGAUCCAGGCCGCCCAUUUGUAUCUAUUUCAAGAAUCAGGCAGCAAAUUUGUAUCUAUUUCUGAACCAGGCAGCACAUUUGUAUCUAUUUCUGAACCAGGCAAUACAUUUGUAUCUAUUUCAAGAACCAGGCAGCCCAUGUGUUUCAAAAACCAGGCAGCACAUUUGUAUCUAUUUCGAGAAUCAGGCAGCCCGUUUGUAUCUAUUUCAAGAACCAGGACUUCUCAGGAUAAAGCUAUGCAGAAAUGCCUUCGUGAUACAUCUAUAGAUACAGAAUCUUUCUCCCGGGGGAUGGCAGUAUUUGUGGCUAUGCAACUGCCAUCUUUCAACUUUGUCUCUAAACUUAUUUGGUUGUCUGUUUUGAACGUUCUCUUUUUAAAUCAAAUUUUAAUUUCCAAGUGCCUAGAUAUUAAAGAAAAUAGUUUUUCCUUGUAAUAGCCAAUUAUACACUCCAUAGCCCUAUUUUCAUGUGUCACUACAGCAGUCAGUCUGCUUGUUCAAUGCAAUAUACUUGGAAGGGAAAUGCGUAAAUGUGCCCUAGC
Messenger RNA from Owenia fusiformis, 573 nucleotides. The record is from the annotation of a GenBank genome assembly. NCBI's taxonomy places the organism in Eukaryota, Metazoa, Annelida, Polychaeta, Sabellida, Oweniidae.